GGGUGAUGACGCGCUGAAGGUGCGCUGGGCCUGGUGGCGACAGGCGAAGCCGCGGACUCGGCUGCUGCGAUCCCAGGCCGGUACCGGAGCGGCCCUCGCACACGGAGGCAGCUUUUAGUGUGAUGAGGUAGCAUACUGUUUCAAAAGUCCUGUCCACUAUGGGAUCUCAGGCACAUGGAGAAGGGGCAGAACCUUCUGAAAUCUUGAUGGAAGAUGCAGAUUCAAAGGAUAAAAAUGUGGAACAGAAUGGAAUCAGUGACUGCAAAUCCAGGGAUGAGAAAAAUCAGUCAAAGGAGAAUGAAUGGAAUAUUGGCAGAAAGGAACCCAUAUCAAAAAGACAGAUGAAGAAGCUAAUGAGGGAGAAGCGAUGGCAGGACCAAAAAGAGCAACGCAAGCAGAAACGUAAAGAGAAGAAACUUAAAAAGAGACUAGAACGUCAAACUCGGAACGAGGAUGGGAUCGAAGAGUCUGCUAGAAAGCGCUUGAAGAGAGAUGUCACUCCAAGUAACAUUCGUGUGGCACUGGACUGUAGCUUUGAUAGUUUAAUGGUGCUGAAGGAUGUCAAAAAGCUGCAUAAUCAGAUUCAGAGGUGCUAUGCGGAAAAUCGAAAAGCAACACAUCCUGUAAAGAUGUAUUUGACCAGCCAUAGUGGACAGCUGAAGAAGAAUAUGGAUGACAAUGACAAAGGAUGGGUCAACUGGAAGGGAAUCAAUGUUACCUCAAAGCAUUUCAGUGAAGUAAUAAAGAAGGAAGACUUGGUUUAUCUCACCUCUGAUUCCCCUAACAUGCUUAAUGAGCUGGAUGCAAGCAAAGCUUAUGUCAUCGGUGGCUUGGUGGACCAUAAUCACCACAAGGGUUUAACGUAUGAUAAUGCACUGAAGUUAGGAAUCGCACAUGCCCAGCUUCCUCUUGGAAAUUAUGUGAAAAUGAAUAGCCGCAAGGUCUUAACAGUAAAUCAUGUGUUUGAGAUCAUCCUGGCAUAUUUGGAGAAGCAAGAUUGGGAGAAAGCCUUUUUCACAGUCCUGCCACAGCGCAAAGGAGCGGUUUCUGCAGGAGAGCUUGGUAGCACCAAACAAUACAAUGCUGGUGCUGACUCAGACACCUGUAAUUCUACAGAAACUGAGGCAGCAGCAUCAGAACCUUGUGCUCGAGAAGACAAAACGCCUAUUGACUUAAAUUGUGAAGAGAGAAGCAUAGGAAUUAAUGAAGAACUACAUGGUGAAGUGUAGCCCUUUCUCAAUUUGGUUCAAUACUUGACUAUUGCUUCGAAGUUUUAUUUAUUUGUGAUGCUUUGUAUGGCUUAAAGGAAGCAAAUGCAAGUCAUUUGGCUUCAUAAUCUUAUUAUCUCAUGUGACAUCUAAAUCACGGUGAGUACAGACAAAAAUAUUUUUGAUAAAUGAAUUGGAUUAAUUUAAAGUAUUUUAGUUAAGGUUCUGAGUUGUUUCUUUUUUAGCAUCCCCACUGAAGCUUGUUAUGUUAAAACUACACUGCCUUCCAUCAGUGCCAUUUUGCAGUUUGUUUUUUUGGAUGCUUUGGAUUAUUCUAGUUCAUUCUGACUGGAUAAUCUCAGCUAUUCCUAAUUACUUUACAAAGGCAGAACUAUCAGAACCAGAUUUAUUAUCACUGAUUUAGGUUCCGUGAAAUUUGUUGUUUUGCAUCAGCAGUACAGUGCAAAGACAUAAAAUUACUAUAAAAUACAAAAAUAAAUAAAUAGUGCAAACAAAAGGAAUAACAAGGCAGUGUGCAUGGGCCGUUCAGAAAUCUGAUGGCGGAGGGGAAGAAGCUGUUCCUGAAUGGUUGAGUGUGGGUCUUCAGGCUCCUGUACCUUCUCCCCGAUGGUAGUAAUGAACAGAGAACAUGUCCCGGAUGGUAAGGGUCCUUAGUGAUGGAACUAGUUUGAAACUACUGUCCAUUUAUUCGCACGGAUUAAGUGCAUCUUCUGUGAAUAUAUAAACUACAUUACAUGUGAUUCAAAGAAGAUUUCAAUCCAUUUCCUUAUUAGCAAGGAGACCACAUUUACUUUAAAUUGUAAAUAGGUAGUAUUUGAUUUACAAAGGACCAAGCCGAUAGUUGCCAAAUAAUAGUUAUUCGGAUUUCAGCAUGCCUCACUGACAUGCAAUGGAAUCAGCAACCAGCCAGUUUGUCAAAAUAACUCAGCAAUGUAAUCUUCCAUCUCCGGAUCAAUCAUGAAACUUCCUGACUAAAAAUAUUGUAGAAUUCCUUUCUACAUGGUUUUGGAAGAUGUUGAGAAUAGAGUAAAUAUGGUUUGGAUAAUUAAGUCGUGUGUUUUUUGUGGUUUAUGGGUAGGCUUCUCAACCCCUUGAGACUAUCCCACUAUCCAGUGAAAAUCUGCUGGACUCAGUUUUCUUUCUGUAUUUAACUGUAUCUCCCUCCCAACCGUACACGUACAAUGUCCCAUUCUCCUGCCAAAUCAGUUUAAAUUCUUCCCAACAGCACUAGCAAACCUCCCCACAACGAUGUUGGACCCCUUCCAGUUCAGGUGAAACCUGCCCAGCUUGUACAGGUCACACCCCUCCCAGUAACAGUCCUUGUGAUCCUGAAAUCCAAAGCCCUCCCUCCUAUCCCAUCCAAUCUAUCCUCCUAAUCCUCUACUCAGUCCCAUGUGGGACUGUAAUCCUUGGAGAUAUAACCUUGGAGGUCCAAAUCUUUAAUUUCCCUAAAUUCACAUUGUAGGACCUCAUCUCUCUUACCCAUGUCAUGAAUACCAAUAUGAACCACAACCUCAGGCUGUUUACCUCCCCAUCUUGCACAGUACUUUUAGAAACAGCCCAUUCUGGCCUCUUGAUCGUCCCCAGUUUUUAAUCACUGCAGUGUUGGCAGUUAUACCUCCAGUUGUCAAAGUGCUGAGCUUAGCAAUUCGCUCUUUGAAUGUGUACAACUUUAUUUUAUUUUCCUCUUUUUAAGAUGCUCUUUUGAUGAAACUUUUGCCACACGUCUGAAGAUCCCUUUGUGUAGCACGGUGUUAAAUUUCCUUUGAAAACCAUGAUCCAAAGUACCUUGAGCUCUAUGAAAGGUGCCGUGUAAGUACAUGGUGGAACUGCAAUAAAGGUUUCUCGAGAUUACUUAAUCUAUUAUUCUGUUUAUCAGAAAGGCUGAUGUGUGAGCUGGUAAUCGGCAAAGUGUUUCUGGAACUCUUUGUCAGUAUUGGUCGUAUUAUAAACCACAGUAAGAGACUGCUGGAUCCAUUGUGCCUCAGCUAACACUUUGAAAAAGCAGUCUAAUUAUUGGUACAGGUGACCCCGAGUUACGGCCAUUCAGGUUACCGAAUUCACAAAUCAAUACCCAAAAAUUUAAAAUACAGAAUCAAAUUCACUCUCAUGGAAUUUGUGGGGGGAAAAAAGUAAAUAUAUCAACAUCUUUUCAACCCUCAUUUCUUGAUGUUUGCGCAGCCAAGGUGGCUUUACAUCACAGAAUCACAAUGUGGGCCACUUUCUAGGAACGCAACCUCCUCUCCCCGUAAUCUGUGGGUUGCCUGUACUCUCCCUCUCUAGCUCCAGAACAUCAUUGUUUGUCUUUUUCAGCUAUAUAUAGAAAAAAAAUGAGACCCCUUUUACAAAAGAUGCAAUUAAAUCUGCUCUCACCUACCUCUCAACCAGUGAUUUUCAGCCAAUUACAACUCAGAGUUUUAAAGAUAACAAAAAAAACCUCCUUUUAAGGGUGAUACAUUUUUAAAAAUAUAUUGUAGUAUUCAUGACAAUUGCACCAUCGAACUAUGACAGCAUUCCCUCAACUUUCACCACCAUAACUCCAGGCCUGAAAUUCUGCCAAAGUUUUCACUGGGAGGACCCUCCAAUAAGCUUCCUAGUAGAGUUAUUAAUUACCAGUAACUAACACGACUGUUACUAAUAUUGCGACUUUAACAUUACUUAAAUCUAGAUCAAAACACAAGACAGUGCUGUGAAUGCUGAAAUAUUCUAUUUGAGUACAGCACCAAUAUCUUAGUAAAAUUACCUUUGUAAGUGCAUUGUGUUUAAUUAUUAUCAGCAUAUCUUCUUGGAGCCAAUUGCAGUGGUUAAAAAAAACUCAAAGAAAAUAUAAAUAUUUCCAUGACAUGUUGUAAAAUGGAUUAGAACUGACAUUAGGAUGUUCUGCACUGCAAGAGAGACAGCUUUGAAGUCAUUAAGUGUGGACUAACUUGCACUGUGUUUCUCUGCUGCCGUACAGCAUGUGCUGGUUUGUACAAGUCCUUUUGCAGUGAGCAUCUACAAUUGGACAAUACUUAACAGAAAACCAAGACACUCUGAACUGUCCAUUGUGCCCCAGACAUCCAGUCAGAGACAGCAGAAGGUCUGAAAGGGCUUUCUAAAUCAGACUGUAACAGACGGUGUAUGGUUUUAGAAGAACUGACAAAAAUGAAGUAAGACUUUAAAUUUGUAUAUUAUUGUAAUAGAUUUAGUCCACAAAAGAUAAUUCCAGAAACUGAAUGACUAUUGGUACCUUAGUGGGGUACAAAAUCAUAUAUAUAUGAAAUAGACUGUAUUUCAGAAUCCAUUGUUUGCACAACUGUACAGUCUUUACCUGAAUGUUACAGUAACUAUGGUUGACAACCUUGACUGGGUAUUUCUGUGAAAGCAUCACCAUUUCAAAUCACCUCAACAUUACACUAUUGUAAUUGGCCUAUUUUCAAGGACCACUUCUCAGACUAAACUGAAAGCAGACCAUUUGUAUGAAUACUGGCUAAUCUGGUCAAAGAGCCAUUUUCCUUUACAAAUGCUCAAUAUUAACAGAUUAAUAAAAUGAUCAUGUAACAUGAGAAAAAUCAUUUUACUUCUAAUUUUGCAUGUCAUUGUAAAUUAAUCUCGGCUCACUGGCAGUUCCAGGAAAAUCCUGCUUGUUUUCAUUAAGAGACUUCCAGUGGAAUCAG
Messenger RNA from Pristis pectinata (smalltooth sawfish), 4885 nucleotides. Its product is annotated as tRNA methyltransferase 10 homolog A-like. Gene Ontology annotation, molecular function: tRNA binding. NCBI's taxonomy places the organism in Eukaryota, Metazoa, Chordata, Chondrichthyes, Rhinopristiformes, Pristidae. The coding region runs from base 159 to 1229 and encodes 356 amino acids. Gene Ontology annotation, biological process: tRNA N1-guanine methylation. The transcript is spliced from 8 exons. Gene Ontology annotation, cellular component: nucleoplasm; nucleus; cytosol. The record is from RefSeq and is a predicted model, not a curated record.